AUGUGUGCCAUUUCUGAUGUACACAACCUGCUGAAAAGUACAAAUGAAGGCAAGUCAUUAUUAGCUAGUUUUGGACAAAGUGGACUACUAGAUAGUAUAGGUCGUAGACGUCUCUGUAAUCUUAUUAUAAAUAAAGAACUUAAAGAUGAUGCACAGAAGCGUAUUUUGUCUACAAGACUUCAAGACCUGGCAUAUCAAAUAACUUCAGUUUUUCACCAAGAACGUACACCUACCUACUUCAUUCCUUAUAUUUCAUACGGUCCUGGACUGAAAAGAUCAGCCAAAGGAAAACUACUAGACUGUCUAAACAACAGGAGAAGAGAAUAUCGAAAAUCUGGGUUAAUACAAUCAUCAAGAAGAAGUUCGACAUCCUCUUCUUCUUCUAGUAGUUCUUUUUCUUUGUCAAAAGGACUCCAACACUCUGUUGAGGAAGAAGAUAAGGAAUUACAUUCAUCUGUAGAGGAAGGGUUGAAAUGGUUACAAAAUUCUAGUGACCCAUGGGAAAUAGUGGAAAAGAAUUGGGAUUUAACCACUAAUGUACGUUUAAAGAAGCUUAUGUCAAAAAAUGGACAGUCGAUUGCAAAUUAUAUGUUAGAAUAUCCAGCUCUUAAGAAACCAUCAGGCUAUCUACUUAUUUUAAAAGAUUUCCAAGUGACUUAUCCAGGCAAAGAAAAUAAAUUGUACCAAAACCUGAUUAUUUACAAAAAUAAUAUUUUUGAGUUGCUUAGAGCUAAAGUGAAUAAAUCAAGAGAAGAAUCUGUGAAUAAUAUUUUGAAUGAAUAUAUUAAAUUAUAUCUUGAAGAGGACGAGGAAAUCUCUAAUAUUAUCACACUUUUAAGUCUCUCAUUCCUCAUAAGUGUUUCUAGCACAAGAAACAAGAAAUCAAAAAUUUGGAGACCUUCAAAAAUUGAAGUAAGGGAUGGUUUUAUAACUCACGUACGAAGUGAUUCUGAAGUUCAAGAAACUAUCACAAGAAGGAGAAACAAAUUAAUUCAAUUUGGCCAAACAUUACAACCUUUUGUUAUCAUAGUUGGUCACAGUUUAAAAGACAUUUCAUCUUAUUUGGUAGUAGUGGAUAACACAUUUUAUAGACUAAACUCUAUAAUAGCAUCUGUAGAUUGUUGCUUCAAAAUAAUUUUAACUCUAAACGCUGAGUAUCCUGUUGAAUCAGCAGGAGUUUGGUAUUUUAUUCAAAAAGGUCUAUACAAUUUAAAAACACCAUGGGACAAAAAUUACACAGCUGUGAACGCUUUUAUGUCAGAUGUUGGUAUUCGUCACAUUGAAGAUGAAUAAUUUUUUUUUCAAGUAUAUUUUAUUAAUUUAUCCAGUAUAUAGCUAAAGGAGGUUAAUUCUUUUUAUAUUUAGUUAUACAUAUUCAUAUAAAAUGUUUACUUGUUUUUUAUGUAAUCAGACAUUAAAUAGUAUUAAAAUUUUGUUUAAUCA
This is a messenger RNA of Aphis gossypii (cotton aphid), 1443 nucleotides long. RefSeq lists its product as uncharacterized. The record is from RefSeq and is a predicted model, not a curated record. The transcript has 5 exons. Lineage: Eukaryota; Metazoa; Arthropoda; Insecta; Hemiptera; Aphididae. The coding region runs from base 1 to 1293 and encodes 430 amino acids.